This is a messenger RNA of Cucurbita pepo subsp. pepo (vegetable marrow), 1218 nucleotides long. RefSeq lists its product as uncharacterized. Gene Ontology annotation, molecular function: cadherin binding. Gene Ontology annotation, cellular component: mitochondrion; nucleoplasm. NCBI's taxonomy places the organism in Eukaryota, Viridiplantae, Streptophyta, Magnoliopsida, Cucurbitales, Cucurbitaceae. The record is from RefSeq and is a predicted model, not a curated record.
GCAAAAUUGUAGCAACCGUUGAGUAUGUGGCUAUGUGCUACUUUUCUGAUCAAAACUCUUUCUUCUCUUCCUUUUCCUUCCCUUGAUGUGAUACGAAAAAAAAAAACGUUUAAGAUUUUGAUUUGAGCGAACCUCCCUAGGGUUCGUUCUUCUCCUCCCUCGAUUCCUUGACCAUUGCAGAAUUGAAUUGAAACUCAUGGGGAGAAGUGUUUCAAGGUCUCCGUCGUACACUCCUCGCUCCAAUUCCUAUCGCCAUAGUCGGAGAAGCAGAAGGGACACGAGUCCUUCCCCCUAUCAUUCCAAUACCCGUUCCAGGAGAAGGAGCCGUUCAAGUUCCCUCCGCCGCCGUCGAAGUCGUUCGCCGUCGUACCGUCGUCGAAGAAGUCGCUCUCCCACACGGAGACGCCGCCGACGUAGAAGUAGGUCUUCCUCGUUAUCUCCUUCCCCCAAAUCGUCUAGUUCCAGUCCUAGUCGUGCAUCCACGGAUCGGAAACAUUCCACAGAGAAGCUUAAGAAAGAGGAAGAAGAGAAGAAAAGGCGUGAAGCAGAGUUGAAGAAGUUAGAAGAAGAUGCCGCUAAGAGGAUGGAAGAACUAAUUCAGAAGAAUGUUGAAGAAAGGCUAAACUCCGAAGAAACUAAAUUAGAAAUACAGAGGCGAAUAGAGGAAGGUCGCAAGAAGUUGUUUGAUGACGUUGAUGUGCAGCUUGAGAAAGAGAAAGAAGCUGCUCUUACUGCUGCAAGACAGAAAGAAGAACAAGCUCGGAAAGAGAGAGAAGAGCUAGAUAAAAUGCUGGAAGAGAAUAGGAGAAGGGUAGAGGAAGCUCAACGAAGAGAAGCUCUGGAGCUGCAGCGGAAGGAAGAAGAACGAUAUCGUGAGCUCGAAUUGAUUCAAAGACAAAAAGAGGAGGCAGCUCGGAGGAAAAAGCUGGAAUAGGCAAGAUUGUGGGGUUUAUUGUGGAUGAAAUAUGGUGCCUCCAUGUUUUCCUGACCCAUGGAAUGGUGAACCUCAUGCAGGUGAUGUUGUUUGGGGUAUUGGCAUAUCAUUUCGUGGGUCAAGGAAAUUGGUUUUUCUUGGCGCCCUUUCAGUUUUGUCUGUUUUGUGGUUGUCCUAUGACAUGAACAUCAAUUUUGGGUAGUUCAUUUCUCAUCGAAGUUUCUCGUUCUAUGAGAAUUAAAGUAUUUAUUGAAAUCUAUUUCUAAAAGAUUCUGGCUUUCGUA